Molecule: messenger RNA, 797 nt
Organism: Drosophila busckii
Lineage: Eukaryota; Metazoa; Arthropoda; Insecta; Diptera; Drosophilidae
Product: serine protease 1
Exons: 1
Coding region: 1-780 (259 amino acids)
Biological process (GO): proteolysis
Molecular function (GO): serine-type endopeptidase activity
Source: RefSeq, a predicted model, not a curated record
AUGAGGUACUUGCUAAUACUGAUUUGUGUGGCUUUGGCCAAGGCCGCAGACAAUGAGACGGAGGUGGAGCUGGAGCCCAUCAUAACCAAUGGCUAUCCCGCGUAUGAGGGCAAGGCGCCGUAUAUUGUGGGACUGCUCAUUGGCACCGACGGCAACAAUGGCAAGGCCGUGGGCGGUGGCGUGAUCAUUGCUCACACUUGGGUCUUGACGGCGGCGCAUUGCCUGACCACGGACUAUGUGGACAUACAUUACGGCUCGAAUCGGGCGUACAAUGGGCAGUACUAUCAUCGAGUGCGCAAGAAUAAUUUCAUACGCCACCAUCUGUGGCCCAACACCAAUGGCAAUGACAUUGGAUUGAUCAAAACACCGCAUGUCGACUUCCAUCGCAUGGUCAACAAGGUGAACCUGCCCACGUUUAACCAGCGCAACGAACGCUUUGUCAACUGGUGGGCCGUGGCCUGCGGCUGGGGCGGCAUGGCCAAUGGCAAACUGGCCGAUUGGCUGCAGUGCGUCGAUAUACAGAUUAUGAGCAAUGAUGAGUGCAGCAGAUCUUAUGGAUCGCUGCCCGAGGGCAUUCUAUGCACUAAAAGUCCCAAUGGCAAGUCGAUAUGCGGUGGCGACUCGGGCGGUCCGCUGGUUACACACGACAAUCCCAUUCUGGUGGGCAUUAGCUCGUUCGUGUCGGGCGCAGGUUGCACCAGUGGCGCACCCGCAGGAUUUACGCGCGUCACUGCCCACUUGAAUUGGAUACGCGACAAUUCUGGCGUUGCUUACUACUAGACAACUAAUAAACUAAA